UCGCGCAAGGUUCACGCGAUUACGCCGCAUGGAAAGGCAGUUUGAGCAUCCCGUCUAUAUUGCAAACUAUCACAGGAGACAUGGUGACAGGAGACGCUGAAAUGACUCUAUUUGAUGGGAAAAUUGAAAUAAUUGUGCGAUAUAUUCGUUGACUUGAGAGCGCUAAAAGAUUUGACCGAACUAAUUGAUUUUCUAAAUCUUCAGUCUCUGUAUUUUGCGAUUUAUGACUACUGUCAUUCGGGCCUGAAACAGAAUGGUGAAUUCAUCGUCGAACGUGACGGUGUCGAGUAUUCUGAAGAAUAAAAGUUCGGAGGAGGAUGAACCUCGCAAGAAGAGCCGAGAAGAAUGGCGAAAAGCCAAAGAACUCGAAGAAGCCAGAAAAGCAGGCACGGCUCCGGCUGCCGUGGACGAGGAAGGCAAGGAUAUAAAUCCUCACAUUCCUCAAUACAUCAGCUCGGCGCCAUGGUACUUCGGUGCUAAGACACCUACCCUGAAGCAUCAGAGACCUCAGCCCGAAAAACAGAAGCAAUUCAAUUCCAUCGACGAGUGGUACAAUCGCGGUGUGGACACAUCUCAUGUAGCAAACAAGUACCGCAAAGGCGCCUGCGAGAACUGCGGCGCGAUGACUCACAAGAGGAAGGAAUGCAUGGAGAGACCGCGCAAGGUCGGAGCGAAAUACACGAAUUCCAAAAUAGCUCCGGACGAAUUCACACAACCGGAACUUUCGCUGGAUUAUGACGGCAAAAGAGACAGAUGGGCGGGUUACGAUCCGGCUGAGCACAAAGCCAUAGUGGAGGAACAUCAGAAAAUAGAGGAAGCCAAGAGACAGAUGCGCGCUGAGAAACUCGCGACAGAGGAGGAGGAGGAGGAGGAGGAGGAGAGUGACGAACAAGACGACAACUCGGACAAGGAUGAGGACAAGUACGUAGACGAAGUUGACAUGCCUGGCACAAAGGUCGACUCCAAGCAACGUAUAACCGUGAGAAAUUUGCGUAUUCGAGAAGACACCGCAAAAUACUUGCGCAAUUUAGAUCCCAACUCGGCCUACUACGAUCCAAAAACUAGGAGCAUGCGAGACAAUCCAUAUGUAGGUGCGGAUACCGAAGUGGAUUACAAAGGAGAGAACUUCAUACGUUUCUCCGGUGACACACAGAAACAUGCGAACGCACAGUUGUUCGCUUGGGACGCGCACGAGAAAGGAGUGGACGUUCAUCUGCUUGCCGAGCCUACGAAAUUGGAAUUGUUGAAGCAGGAAUACGACAAGAAACGUGACGAAUUGAAGGACAAGGCGCGCGACAGCAUAAUCGAACGUUACGGAGGUGAGAAGCAUCUCGAGGCGCCGCCGAAGACUCUCUUGUUGGCGCAAACCGAAGAUUAUGUGGAAUAUUCAAGAUAUGGCAAAAUAAUAAAAGGCCAAGAUAGACAGAUAGUACGAUCCAAGUACGAGGAAGAUGUCUAUCCGAACAAUCACACGUCGGUCUGGGGAUCUUAUUGGCAGGACGGACAGUGGGGCUAUCAAUGCUGCCGAUCCUUCAUCAAAAAUUCAUACUGUACCGGGGAACGGAACUCCGAGAAGAAAACGGCAGACGCGGCGAUUGAACAAGACAACGCGCCGCCCGCACAAAUAUUCGAAACGGAAGAAACGAACAACGAUCGUUCCUCAAACAGCGAGUUCUCGUCGGACGACGAAGGCGCAAAGAAUAAAAAGGAAAAACAAAGCAAAGCGGCGAAACGAAAAUUAAAGAAACAAAAACAAAAAGAGUAUCGAAAGAACAAGAAGCUGAAAAAUUCAGACGACAAACUGAAAGAAGCACUGAGGAAGGAAGUGGAACACACAAAGAAGACGGAUGAAUUUUUGCGAAUGGACGAGAGAAAACGUCCGUACAACAGCAUGUAUGAGGCAAAACCACCGUCCGCCGAAGAAAUAGAAGCGUAUCAAAUGAAGCGCAAGCAUUACGAAGAUCCCAUGGCUCACUUUCUCUAAACGCAACAUUUAUUAUUGCGCUUGUUUUUAUUUUUAAUUAGACCACGUGCGUUAACAUACGUUGUGUAUAUAUGUAUAUGUAAAUAUUUGCAAUGGCAUAAGUGUACGAAAGCACGGGACAACCGAAAAGAUUGAAGAGUGUGAAAAAACGUGAUCGUAACGACGAUCCAAUGACUCGCGCCUUUCCGAAAUAUAUAUAGAAUAUUUAUUUAUUUUAA
Molecule: messenger RNA, 2202 nt
Organism: Pseudomyrmex gracilis
Lineage: Eukaryota; Metazoa; Arthropoda; Insecta; Hymenoptera; Formicidae
Product: pre-mRNA-splicing factor Slu7-like
Exons: 2
Coding region: 254-1984 (576 amino acids)
Biological process (GO): mRNA splicing, via spliceosome
Cellular component (GO): spliceosomal complex
Molecular function (GO): pre-mRNA 3'-splice site binding
Source: RefSeq, a predicted model, not a curated record